AUGCAAAUCAAGGAUGAAGGAUCCUUGACAUUCCUUGACAAGCUGAAGGGAGACCCUAGUAAGAGGUCCAGAGACAAAUACUGUUGUUUUCACCGCGACCAUGGUCAUGACACAUUUGAUUACUAUGAUUUAAAGCAGCAGAUAGAAGCUCUCAUUAAGCAAGGGAAGUUGCAAAGGUUUGUCGGUAAGGAAAGGACAGACCAGCCCCAAGAAACACCUGCACGGAGAGAAAACGAGCAUUCCAAACCCCCGCUAGGAGACAUAAGGAUGAUUAUAGGAGAAACCACGGCAUCUGGCUCGUCCAAGAAGGUGCGCAAAACCUACCUAUGGAUGGUCCAGAGUGUCCAGUUGACGGGAUUUAUCCCAAAGAUGGCAUGGAUCGACAACCCUGUCAUUGGGUUUAUAGAGGAAGAUGCCAGGCGCCUCCACCACUCUCAUGACGAUGCACUUGUGGUUAGCAAUCGGGUCGGGAACUACAACACCUAA
This is a messenger RNA of Quercus lobata, 486 nucleotides long. RefSeq lists its product as uncharacterized. The transcript has a single exon. NCBI's taxonomy places the organism in Eukaryota, Viridiplantae, Streptophyta, Magnoliopsida, Fagales, Fagaceae. The record is from RefSeq and is a predicted model, not a curated record. Bases 1 to 486 code for a protein of 161 amino acids.